Messenger RNA from Lolium perenne, 1255 nucleotides. Lineage: Eukaryota; Viridiplantae; Streptophyta; Magnoliopsida; Poales; Poaceae. The record is from RefSeq and is a predicted model, not a curated record.
AAGCAGACAGGGCAAUGAUGUAUUAUGCGUCGCCUGUACAAAAGUCUAUGUAUGCAUGAACAUGGUAUGGAGAUGUGACAACCGCCUUGGCGUUGGUGACCAGUUCAACGGCAAUCUGGGUACUAUGAUGAUGAUUAUUGCCAUACAAAACAUCCAAUUAGGAAUGCUGAAACAUUCAAAACGAUCAGAAUCUGCACACAUUCAACAAAUAAGGGCAUUUGCUAUGAUUUGAUGAUGGCGUGUCAUCCCUGCAUCUUACUGCACUGACUGAGUGACUGGUGAGCCGGGGCCGGGGGCCGUAGUUCAGAGAUUUCUGCAAUGCUGCCGCCGACGUCCCGCGUCGCCGUCAUCAUAUCCGCCUCCCACCUCCUCACGGCAGACGCAUCCCUCCUCACCGCCGUCCUCCACCGCCGCUCUCGCAUUCUUCCGGGCCCUGCCGCAACCGCACCCCCUCGACGCCUCCCUCGCCCCGCACCCGCACCCGCGCCACCACCCCGCCGCCCACUCCCUCCGCUACCCGCUCCUCCUCCUCUCCUUCCUCGCCGUACGGGUCUUCGAACAGAUGCGCGCGCGGCCUUCCCCCCGUCCGCCGACGAGAACGCCUGCACUGGCCUCGCCACGGGCCACGGCCUGGCUGACGGCCACAGCGCCUAAAGUGUUCGACGAAAUGGCACGCGGCGGGAUCGGCAUGAACACGCACGUCUACAAUGCCAUGCUGCACAUGUGCCUCAGGGCCGGGCGUGCCGAUGCGCUGAUGACGAGGAUGGACGCGGCAGGCAUGUCCGCUGGACCGCUUCUCGUUCAACACCCUGAUCGUGCUCUACGUCAGGAAGGGGAUGCAGUACGAGGCGGGAGCGAAUGGCGAGGCGUGAAGCUAGAUGAAGCCAAAGAGGCUUUGUUUGAGAUGUUGGGUGCAGGUUUUUAACCCAAUUAUAGUGUUUUUGCAUGGAGCGUCGAUGGCUUGUUGGUGCUGAAGAUUGCAGGACAUGCUCCUGGCAUUUCCAUCUCAUAUGUUUGAACAUGUUCAGCAGGAGUAUAUCGAAUGCAUGGGAGCGACAGGAUAGUUCAGGUGGGGGAAAACACCAUGUUGUGAAAGGCAGACAGGAGGAUGACAUGCUCGAUGCUCCGGUUUCUCUCUGGGAUUAGCUUGAACUUUGAAGUAGAGUGAGUGUGUUUACUCAAUUGGUUUGUAUCUACAUUCUGAACUCAACAAUGCAACGAAUAGUCGAAUAAAAUUCAGAAUGUUGCUACACUA